ACAAAUCAUUAGCGAUCUGAAAUUAAUUCCGUUUUGGUUGGUCGAACUGUCAGAUGACCCAAAUGAAGCACUAAAUACUUUCAUCCAUUUGUUUACGGACAUUGUAGAUAUUUACGCACAUUUAAAGAAAUUUACGAUCAAAGCAAAACUGGCACCAUGGCUAACGGAGAGAAUUCGUGACUUGAUGAACCUCAGAGACGCAGCUAAGUUAGAAGCAAAAAAAUCUGGUUUUCUUUCGGACUGGGCUGUUUAUCGAAAACUGAGAAACUAUGUUGUAAAAAUGAAUAGAGACAGUAAGACUAUAAUUUUUCUGAAGGAGCCAUCGACUGGAUCAAGUCAUAUCUCACAGGCAGAAUUUCGAUGGUUAACAUAA
Paramuricea clavata is the source of this 373-nucleotide messenger RNA. The record is from the annotation of a GenBank genome assembly. NCBI's taxonomy places the organism in Eukaryota, Metazoa, Cnidaria, Anthozoa, Malacalcyonacea, Plexauridae.